AUGCACCUCCAGGCAGAGUCAAGCCUGUCUCGGGCUGUCACUUGCUUCAGGCUGUCACUUGCUUACUCAGCAGCUCCAAAGAGAGCCAGGGCCAACUGGGGUGAGAGCGCGGAGGGUGAGACCGCUCUGUCUUGGCCGGCCCUUGCUCCGGCCCAGCCCGCCGCGCUGCCCGUGCUAUCUGGCUCCCAGACGAUCUGCUGCAAUGCAGAGGCCUCGGGGAGAGUGAGUGGGCGAGCUCCAGUCCGAGACCAGGAAGGGGAGCUCCUGGCCCAGCGCCGCCUGGGGCUCCUGCCAGUCACUGCCCGCUGCACGACAGCCUGCCAGCCACCUCGGCCAGGGCUGGGGAAGCGGGUCCGCUUUCUCCGAACGGUGGUCAUGGCCUCCCAGCACAAUGCUGUGGGUGAGGAUGAUGCGUGGGGAUCCCCAGCGCAGGUCCGGAUAGGUGAGGAGCGCUGGCGGGAGGCACUCCUGGUGGUCUCGAUUAUCCGCAGCCACGGCGGGGCCGGGGCCAGUUCCAGCAGCUCCGGAGACCGGAGCGGACCACGCCCACUCACCACCGGAAGUGACGCGAGCGGUGCGUUCGGGCCCAGACGCUCGGACACGUUCCGGGGGAGGAGUCGGAACGCCAGGCGGGGACCUGGAGUAAAUGCCCACACCCGAACCUGCACGCACAGACCCGGAGGCGCCCAGCAGCCAGAGGCAGCGAGGCGUGCGCGCCUGCUCCCCGCCCCCGUCACGCCCGCCCCCCAGCCCUGCCUGAGGAGCAGAAGCCGAGGCGCCGAGGCGUUCGCGCAGUCACGCUGCCGCGCUUUCUGCUCCCAGGUCCUGCGCAGCCGGGGUUGUGUCAGCUCCCGGGACUUCCAGCGGCUCCGGGAAGAGCUUGAACAGGAGGUAGAGCGUCGGAGGCAGCUGGGGCAGAAGUCAGCUGCCAGGAGAGCCCUCAUUGCAAGCUCCUACCACCCAGCCCGGCCUGAGAUCUACAGCUCACUGCAGGAUGCAGCUCUGGCCCCUGAGUUUCUGGCUGCAAGCGAAUACAGCGUAUCACCAGGCGCAGACCUCAAGGGCCUUCUUCAGCGGCUGGAGACAGUGUCCGAGGAGAAGCGCAUCUACCGAGUGCCUGUGUUCACAGCAUCCUUCUGCCAGGCCCUGCUGGAGGAACUGGAGCAUUUCGAGCAGUCAGACAUGCCUAAGGGGAGGCCUAACACCAUGAACAACUAUGGGAUGCUGAUGAGUGAACUAGGUCUGGACGAGCCACUGGUGACGCCACUUCGAGAGCGCUUCCUGCAACCGCUGAUGGCCCUGCUGUUCCCAGAGUAUGGCGGGGGCUGUCUGGACAGUCAUCGCGCCUUCGUGGUCAAAUAUGCACUCGGCCAGGACCUUGAGCUGGGCUGCCACUACGAUAAUGCUGAGCUUACCCUUAACGUGUCCCUAGGCAAGGCCUUCACAGGGGGCGCCCUGUACUUUGGGGGUCUCUUCCAGGUACCUACAGGGCUGACGCAACCCCUGGAGGUGGAGCACAUGGUGGGCCAGGGUGUGUUGCAUCGGGGUGGUCAGCUCCAUGGGGCCCGGCCCCUGAGGACUGGUGAACGCUGGAACCUGGUCGUCUGGCUUCGAGCCUCUGCUGUGCGCAACCACCUCUGCCCCAUGUGCUGCCAGAAGCCUGAUCUGGUGGACGAUGAGGGCUUUGGCGAUGGUUUCACUCGGGAUGAGCCCCCCACGGUGGAUGUGUGCGCGCUGACCUGAGCCUGUGCACCAAGAGGUGGUGUCAGGGCAAGCGAGGGCUCUGCCUUCUUGAGAGAAAUAAACGGAAGGCACAGGCUGCUUGGGUCAGAAGGCGUGCUGGCUUCCGAGUCCGUCUUUCCGCACGUAAGCUGCUUUAGUGCAAGUUUGCUGGCAGCACAGCCUGGUGUGGGUUCUUGGAGUCUAGCAGUGGAGUCGAAGAUGUGGCUCCAAACAAUGCUGUUCAGCCUCAGCCUGACAGGCGGCUCUGAUGGAAUUCCUACCACAGCCAGCCCCAGGAUGGGGCAGGGCAGGGCAGGGCGGGCUCAGCACUUCCUAGAGGUCUACUUCUAGGGUGUGGGUGGAGCGCAGGAGCUAAGUUCAAGUCCAGCUUCUGCCACAUCCAACUCUUUCUGUGAGCCUCGGGACUCUCCCGCGCCUUGCGUGGUCUUGUGAGAAUCCAGUGAGUUGGCAGUUACAAAGCGCUCUAUAACAAAUAA
Dipodomys ordii (Ord's kangaroo rat) is the source of this 2219-nucleotide messenger RNA. RefSeq names its product 2-oxoglutarate and iron-dependent oxygenase domain containing 2 (gene Ogfod2). Gene Ontology annotation, molecular function: L-ascorbic acid binding; iron ion binding; oxidoreductase activity, acting on paired donors, with incorporation or reduction of molecular oxygen. The transcript is spliced from 10 exons. Bases 1 to 1743 code for a protein of 580 amino acids. The record is from RefSeq and is a predicted model, not a curated record. Lineage: Eukaryota; Metazoa; Chordata; Mammalia; Rodentia; Heteromyidae.